Molecule: messenger RNA, 3633 nt
Organism: Suhomyces tanzawaensis NRRL Y-17324
Lineage: Eukaryota; Fungi; Ascomycota; Pichiomycetes; Serinales; Debaryomycetaceae
Exons: 1
Coding region: 1-3633 (1210 amino acids)
Biological process (GO): Golgi to vacuole transport; retrograde transport, endosome to Golgi
Cellular component (GO): GARP complex
Molecular function (GO): syntaxin binding
Source: RefSeq, a predicted model, not a curated record
AUGUCACGAGAAUCAUUCCUGUUGCACGCUUCGGACCCCAGCACAUCCCGGCCGUCGUUUGAAGGCAGCGUGGACCUCAAUGAUGAUUUGGCCAAUGGCUCAGAGUACUCGUUGGGGUCUUACGUAUCCCAAUCGGGUGCUGGAUUCCCCAAGAGAUCAGGCUCCACCUCGUUUAGAAACAGCAUUGAUGCCGAUAGCACGUUCCUGUCAUCGGCCUACUUCAAUGUGUUCAACACCUCCACCAUCGAUGACAAGUCCUUCUCUCCAUUGGGACCAAACUCCAUCUACGAGUUGACCAUUGCAUCUGAUCUUGCUCGCAUCAACAAGAAUAGGGGCCCCAAGAAUUCGGUCACCAUCAACGGCGGAGCCACCACCGUGACCAACUUGCGAGCUCCAUCCAUCAAAGACAUUCCCCAGAUCCAGUUGCUGAAGCUUGCCCAGAAAGUUAACAACAAGGACUUGGAAAACGACUACGUCAAGAAUGUAAUUGACGACUACAGAAACUUCGAACUGAGCUACAAGCUCUUGACUGAGGACACCUUACAGCAGUUUGUCAAGCAAGCAGCGGUCGACAGCGAUGGACCGUCGGCGUCGUCUUCCAUCAAGAACUUUGGCGAAGACCUGAGUGCCGAGGACUUGUCAAUUAUUCCUUCCAUAUACGCCGAUCCGGAUUUCAGGUUGGACGACCCCAGAGUAUUCAAGAGUGUUCUUGAAAAUUCAAGCAUGCUUUCCGUCGAAUUCGAUGAUUCCACAUCCCAGUUGACAAAUAAUAACGACCUUCAGGACAAGCUCUCCCAUUAUUUGGAUAUUGUGGAGAUAAAUUUGAUCAAGGAAAUAUCCAAGUCUUCCGAAUCAUUCUUCAGCACGCUAGGUGAUAUCGAGCUGAUUAAGUCCCAGUCAAAGGGUUGCGUGGACCAGUUUCAAAGUGUCUUGACAAAAUUGGAGAAGUUGGAACAGAAUCACGCCGCUACUGGAUUGACAAUUUUGGACAAUUUAGUAAAGAGAGAUAAUGCUGAACGUUUGGAAUCUUCAUUGCUCCAAUUGCAAUAUAUCGUGUCUAUCAAUGACCUUGCCAAUAGGUCCUUCAAUAAUGGCAACUAUUCAAAGUGCUUGAAUGAAAUCGUCACAGUAGAAAGUCUAAUCCAAGGUAUAGAACAUGUUGAAAUUGUUGAUGAAGAGAUCAAGGCAUCAUAUCCCAAAUUUAAUUUUCCUAGUGUCAAUUUGACUCAUUUACCUGCCCUAGUCCAUUUGAGGAAUGAUCUUGAAAAUUUGAAGAGUGAGUGCUCCAAGGGUUAUAUCAAUGACUUCAUAAAUCUUUUGCUUGAGGACUUGAGAGAUCACUAUAAUUCGGUUGAUACUCAAGAUACCUUGAACAGGAUGUACGUGUCUACUGAUAAAUCAAGAAAAUAUGCUUCCAAAUCAAUCAAUAACUCGUACCUCUCCAUAUCAGAUUUUCAAAAGAAAAACUUAUCACACUAUAUCAGGAACUUGAUCAAAUCUGGUCAUUUGACUCAAGCAUAUUCUGCAUAUCAAGAUAGAAUUAUUAAUGAGAUCAAGAAUAUCAUUAAACAUAACUUGCCAACUGCGAAUAGCCAAGGACAGGAUCUGUCCAAUGCUCCAUCUAGAUCAUCGUCUGUACCGCCAGAAUCAUCAAAUCCUCAACAACCAAAUACCUUGUCAUCUAAUAUCAAAUCAUUGACGCCAAAAGAAUUUGAAAGCAUGCUCACCAAGACAUAUGCCAGCCUUUCAGAAUGUUUGCGCCGUCUUACAGCCCAUCAAAAGACUUUAUUGGACUUAGCAUUGACCGCGUUGCCACCCUCAUUAUCCCAAACGAUUGACGUCAUGGCUUUGGAUAUCACAACAUCUAUUCACAAGGCCAUUGAAUUGACCCAGAUUCGGUUGACCAAGGUUAUUAAUGUCCGGCUGGAGCAAACUGCCGAUCUUCCUGUUGCGUAUUAUCUUCGGUUGUAUGCUAUUUCUUCAUCAUACUUGCAGGAAUGUGAAUUAAUCAAUCCUGGAUUCAAUUCGAGUGGUGCUGGUAGUUCUUUAAGUGAAUGGUUUAAACAUCACGUCACCUACUUUGUACACCGGUUUCACCUGAAUUCGUUAAGGGCACUUGUGGCAGACUGCGAUCGUGAAGUAUGGAAGGAAUUGACUCUGCCCGAGAGCCUCUCUGAGUGCCAGGAAAUCGUGGAUCAACUUGUGGGAUAUUCAGAAUUUAUUGCUAACAGCGGUAGGAGCGGAUUCUCUGGAGAUUCUUGGUUGAGAGUAAUGGAUUUCUACGAAGAUGCACAAUCUACUGCGUCUGAUAACACCGCGGUUGAUUCUUCAAUAACUAAAGUGAGCAUUAAGGAAGAAACUUUCUUAGUCCCCGAAUUGAUUAGAAAGUCCCUUAAGCAAGUCAGAGAUUAUAUUAUCAUUUCCAAGGUUUUUCCCAACACUGCUUCUCUUAUUGAAAACAACCUAUUAAACUACUUUAAAUUGAUGAAUUCUAAGUCUUCCCAGGCUGUGUUGAACGCGGGUGCCACCAGAACUGCAGGGUUGAAGCAUAUCACUACCAAGCACUUGGCGUUAUGUAUCCAACUCGUCGAGUUCAACAUCGAAUUUUUGGGUCAUAUUCAAAAUAUCUUGCCUCGUGCUAGAGAGGAAGGCUCGAUAAACCAUGAUGAGUUAAACUUUGACAGGGUAAUUAGUAACUACAAGGAUCAUGAGAAUGAACUUUUCUCGAAGUUGGUUUCGAUUAUGUACGAUCGUACCACCCAUCAUUGUGCCACUAUUCUUAAGAUUGAUUUCUCAGAUCCAAUUAAGCAUCCAAAGCAAUGUCAUCCAUAUAUGGAGACCUUAGUAAAGGAUACCUUAACUGUCUCUAAGGUAUUGUUCAGAUAUUUGCCUGACUUGAAGUGUUCCUUAAUCUUACUGCAAGUUUUUGAUAACUAUAAGAAAUUGUUCAUAGAAUGCUUCUGCACCCAACUUCCUCAAUUUAAGGAUUUUAAUGAAAAGCAUUCAUUACUCAAAGACAUUGAUUACUUCAGAGUCAAAUUGAGUGAGCUUCCAGGCUAUGGUAAUUCUGGGCAGGUUAUUUGGGAAAAUGUCAAUGCGUUGCCCACUGAAGAAGACAUGAAGAUGGAUGAGGUGAUGAGAAACAAUAUCCAAGCUGCUGCCACUGAAGCCAAUGAAAAAAGACUGUCCGAAUUAGAACGAGUCACUUCAAACAGCUCACCAAUUGUGCCCCAAAAAGAUGAUGUUGACGAAAAACCCGAAUUACCAGCAAAGAACGAAGUUCCUGAAGUUCCUGAAGUCCCUGAAAAGCCCGAAGUUGUAUUGCCCCAGUCUGGAGUAAUACAAGAUGUCACUAAGUCUACUGAUCAAGGAGAAAUGGAGAAAGAAACGGAAGUCGCUUCUGAAAAUAAUGUGAAUAAAGAAGUAAUUGAGCAUGAUCCUGAAUUGAAGAGAAAUUCUUCUGAACAAUCGAUUGAGAGGGAAGGAGAUGUGAUUCCACAGAGUUCCGAUUUGGCUGAAGACGCCAAGGAACAAAAUCAAGACUCCAGUGUUUCCAAAGAGAACGAAGGAGAAACAAAGUCUCCUGACACCGCUAAGCAACAACCGGAACAAAAAUCAGGUGAAUCGAACUAA